AUGGAAAUUUAUGUUAAAAAGCAUGAGGAUAUCAGUAGACUUAAUUGGCUCUCUUCUCUUCCCUCAAAAUAUAAAGAAGAACUAAUUCAAAAAAUAUUAGAUGAUAAGCUAACCUUGGAUUAGAGUCAUCAUUACAAAGUAGUUCUUGAUAUUCUAUAAGAAAAUGAUGCAUAAAGAUCUCAGAUUGUUAAAAAAUUUCUGAAUGAAACUGAGAAGCAAAAGAUGAAAGCUAUGCUCAAAGUAAAUGAUAAAACUAAUAGAGCAUAAUUUGAGUUUAAAGAAAGUGAUAAGCAACAAGUUAAGGUCUCAUUUCUUAACGGUAAGUGA
This is a messenger RNA of Stylonychia lemnae, 327 nucleotides long. The record is from the annotation of a GenBank genome assembly. Lineage: Eukaryota; Ciliophora; Spirotrichea; Sporadotrichida; Oxytrichidae.